Drosophila arizonae is the source of this 2198-nucleotide messenger RNA. RefSeq lists its product as uncharacterized. NCBI's taxonomy places the organism in Eukaryota, Metazoa, Arthropoda, Insecta, Diptera, Drosophilidae. The record is from RefSeq and is a predicted model, not a curated record.
UCUACUUCUACUCCAAAACUAACGCCCAACGUCGAGGAGCCAAAGAGCAGGACGGAGAAGCGCGACUCAUCGGAUCAGACAGCUUCUGUUUACACAAGCAAAGCAGCCAAAGAGACGGCCUUCCGACCCAUCUACUCAUCGGGCGGCUACUACGAGGCCGCCGAGAGUGGAACCAUCUUUGGGCCGACGACGGUGCGCUACACGGCAGCGGAUGCAGCGCCACAGAGCUACUACGAUAAGCCGGACAUACGGUAUGUGCCGCCCACAGCAGUGGAGCAGAAGGCAGCCCUGCCAGGUCCACUGCAGUUUGCACCACAGCAACAACAACAGCAACAGCAGCAGCAGCAGCAGCAAAUUCCGCAUCGAUUUAGAUUCGCAGUGCCGCCACAAGUGGAGCUGUAUCAGCGAGCAGUGACUGCGAAGUCGACGCAGAGUCCAAGCUACAGCUAUGUGGAGGCCGAGCCGAGCAUUUAUGAGCGCGCUGGCCCGCAGCAAUAUCAAUAUGGAGCAGCCGCUGCACCGCAGCAGCAUCUGCCAUUGCAGGGGCAUCGCGUACAGUACAUUAUCGCCAUACCGCUCUCAUAUAUGCGCCAGCUGCAGCAGCAACUGAGCGCCGGCCUCCUGCCAACGGCGCCCACUACUGCCGCGAGCAGCAGCAGCAGCAGCAGCACUACCAGCACCAGCACCAGCACCAGCACAGCAGCACCAACAGCAACAGUUGCCUCGGCUGCCAGCCAGCCCGUUAUGCAACUGCUCGGCCCAUUGGCACGCGACCAUCAAGGCAUCUACCGACCGUACUAUCAAUCGGACCUAGUUAGUGCGCCCUCGGCAGUGCCCACCCCGAUUGCAGCCUACGGGCAGCACUAUUUACAGAUACCAGCGAACGUAUUGCUAGCUGCCGCCCAGCAACUCCAGCAGCAACAGCAACAGCAACAACAGCAACAGCACCAGCAGCAACACCAAUUGCAAACUGUUUAUCCAAAGGUGGCGCCCACAUCUGCCGCUGCUCUCUAUCAGCCCCUCAUUUAUCAGCAGCCGAAGCUGGGGCCACUGCACCAGCCCCAGCCCCAGCCCCAGGCGCAGCCCCAGCUGCACCUGCAGCGCAUCUACCAGCAGACCCCAGCGACCUAUGUCGAGCAGCCAGCGGGUCAGCAAGGCACCUUGUACGCAUAUCCGCUGCACCAGCAACACCAACAGCAGCAACAGCAGCAGCAGGCGCGACUAUUGCGGCUAGGGCUUAAGCAGGCGGAGCAGCAGCAUAAAUAUGCGUCGGUGCCAUCAGCAGUAAGUCCAUCCGCCACAGCGCCAGCGACAACAGCAGCAACAGCAACAACAACAGCAACAGCAACAUUGGUGCUGCCCACACCAGCAGCACUGCACGGCCAACAGCAUCAGUCGUUGCCCAUCGUCCACUACAAUCCCAUUUAUGUGCAGGCGCCAGCCGAGCAGCAACAUCAUCAUCAUCUGCAGCAGCAGCAGCAGCAGCAGUUGCAACAGCAACAUCAAUUUGCAAUAUUGCCACGCUUUAGCAAUAAUAACCCGAAGGCGACAUACAAUCUGGGACAUGAGUCAACGCCACCAAUUCAUGUUGUUCGAUUGACAGCGGCGAACGCAUUAGGACACCAGCAGCCGCAGCCGCUGCACCAAUACCAACACUAUCACCCAAUGCUGCAACACCAGCAGCAGCAGCAGCAGCAACAAUUCUAUCAGAGCCAUGCUGGGUCCUUGGCCGGCUUUGCCGAGGAGCAACAGUCGCUGCAGCAGCAGCAACAGCACUCGGCGAGUCCUGCUGUAAUUCCAUAUUUUAGCCAUCCGGGCGCUGUGCAUUAUGGCACGCAUUUGUAUCAUCCGGCAGCUGCAGUGAGCACAAAGCAACAGCAACAGCAGCAACAACAGCAGCAGCAGCAGCAACAGCAGCGACUGGCAGCAGCGCCAACCGCAACAAGUGGAAGGCUGGCAGGUGACAAUAGCGCAGGUGCUGCUGCCAUCAAACAGACGUCAGCCGCUGCGAACAUUGUGAAAUAUCCCUAAGCGCUGAGCCAGACGGCAUCAAAGGCAACAGCAACAACAGCUGCAGCAACAGCAACAACAAUAGCAACAGCAAUAGCAGCAAUCAUUGCUGCAGCUACUCAUUUAAGACAGUCUUUGUGCAUGUGUGUCUGUGUGUGUAUGUUUAUCUAGGUGUAUGCUGUUUUUCA